AAGAGGAAGUGUCCUGCCUGUAUGCACACGCUAGAGGUGCCGCCGCCCAAUGUGCGCAGAGUGUCAGUGAGCGAGACCGCCGCGUGCAUGUCUAAUGAUUACCUUCACUUGUAAAAUGGGAUUCAUGAAUACAUGCAUACGAACACUUAGGGGAUCUACACUCCAUUCCAUAAAAGAUGUAAUUAAACCGUUCCCCUCUAAAUUAUCUGUUCAACGAUCACCAUGUAGAACAUUAAUGCUGAGCCAAUGCUGGAGGAAUCAAGACAAAUCCAGUCCCAAUGAAAACAUAGAUCUAGACACAUGGAAAGAUAUUCUAAGAAGUGGAAUGCCAAGGACUAGUAGUGAGAAUACUGAUUCACAGAUAGAAGAGGAGUCAUCCCUAGAAAGUAUGCAGAAGCUGGUUGAAAUGUGGAGAAUGGCAGGAAAAGCUGUACCUAAUUCUAUUAGCACAGAGGAAUUGCAGGUGCUUCAAGGACUUAACACCAAGUCUUCGAGAAGAAAAUACUUGAAGGACCUUGUGUUUAAAGAAUACAGAAAGAUGAGCAGGGAAAGAAAGAAACUAGUAAAAGAAGAGCUGCAAAAUAAUAUGGAAAACAACACUGAAACAGAUAACGUUGAAGAGGAGAAGACAGUGAAACGUCCUACCUAUCUUUUAAAAUUUUUGACAAAGUGUGUGGAGUGCUAUGAAGGAUGGCGAGGUGCACAAGCAAUGAUAUUUGGGCAGCCUUUAGUAUUUGACAUGGUGUAUGACCAUUACAUGUCACAUAAGGAAAUGAAGGACACAGUGGGUCAGCUAAUGAUGUCUGAAGGUUUCAACAAAAAAUCUGCGGAUCCUUUUCACAUCCACUUCUGCAAUCUUAAACCCAAUGGUCCUUACCAAAAUGAAUUAGUAAAACGUUACCAAGGAGCAUGGGAUGAUGUCUUAGUAACUUCCAGUGAAAAGUCUCACAUUGACAUCUUUCCUAGUGAUCAACUUGUUUACUUGACUAGUGACUCUCCAAAUGUGUUAAAGAAAUUUGACCAUGAUAAAAUUUACAUUGUUGGUGCUUUUGUUGAUAGAAGUCAAAAGACAGGAGUAUCAUUGGGAAAUGCCAAGAGAUUAGGAAUAGCCACUGCACGACUACCAUUGGACAGGUUCUUAAAAUGGAGUGUUGGAGCGAAAAAUCUCACCCUUAACCAAAUGAUUGAAAUCUUGAUGAUUUUAAAAGACACAGAAGACUGGACGAAAGCAUUGUCAGUAGUUCCAGAAAGGAAGCACCUUGGUUUUCUAAAAGAGAGCAUAUCUUCUACUAAAGCCUUGUCUAAAAAUACUCAUAAAUAUGAGAUGGGAAAAAGAAAAGGAGAUAAUCAAAAGGAAGUCCACAAAGAUUCUCCACACCAUAGAAAAACAAACUGUUGGGAAGAAAGAGAUUAAUUUAAGUAAUCAAAGUAUAUAUAAAUUUUAGCAUUUCAGUAAAUUAUUCAUCUUUAUAUUUAUAUAUAUAUAUAUAUAUAUAUAUAUAUAUAAAAACAAAAAAUUGAAGAACCCUUUUUCUUGCGCUGAUAUACAAUGUAGCUCGUACCAAUGAGAAAUGCCUUCUGUCAGACAAGGCACCAAAUUAGAAAUACAAAAAAGGGGAAUUCUCAUGGGAGCUCAAACCACCUCAGAAAUCACAUAAAAAUGUAUUUAUUCAUAAAAAUUUUUUUGACAGUAAAUGCUGUAAUAUUACAUAUAAAACAUCAAUAAAACAAAUAGGUAACUUUAUACCAUAGGUGAACAAUACAGAAUAAUAAUUAUCUGACGGGUUCCGUUUGGAGAUCUCUACACUUAAAUCGAAUAUCGGUUCUUUCACCAGAGCGUUCAGAAGUAUGUUCAAUUUCACAAAUGGGGUAUUCACAUAUUUGUUUUAUUGAUGUUUUAUAUGUAAUAUUACAGCAUUUACUGUCAAAAAUUUUUUUAUGAAUAAAUACAUUUUUAUGUGAUUUCUGAGGUGGUUUGAGCUCCCAUGAGAAUUCCCCUUUUUUGUAUGUGUAUAUAUAUAUAUAUAUAUAUAUAUAUAUAAUUAUGUUUUUUUACUUGCGUGAAUACAAAUGCAUCUUCCUAUAACUGUGAACUAUAACAUAUGUUUGGUACUGAUUUACAGGAUUAUAGUGAUCAUUGCAGGGCAACAUAAUAUUUAUGUAAAAAAAAAAAGACGUAAUUGCUGAAAUGUUAUCUACAUGUAGCCAGUUUGAGAUCAUCCAGGUUUCUAAAACUUUAGCAUGCAUUCACAAAUGAUGUUGAUGUCAUAUAUAAGAAUAAAGAUUGUGUACAUCUUAGGUGGAACAAAA
This is a messenger RNA of Pseudophryne corroboree (corroboree frog), 2310 nucleotides long. RefSeq names its product tRNA methyltransferase 10C, mitochondrial RNase P subunit (gene TRMT10C). Gene Ontology annotation, cellular component: nucleoplasm; mitochondrion; nucleus. NCBI's taxonomy places the organism in Eukaryota, Metazoa, Chordata, Amphibia, Anura, Myobatrachidae. The transcript is spliced from 2 exons. Gene Ontology annotation, biological process: positive regulation of mitochondrial translation; mitochondrial tRNA 5'-end processing. Bases 95 to 1414 code for a protein of 439 amino acids. The record is from RefSeq and is a predicted model, not a curated record. Gene Ontology annotation, molecular function: tRNA binding.